AUGACUUCCAUCUUCCGCAUCGUCCUCCGGGACGCAAAGCGCUACGACACGUACGAGACUCGUGAGUUUGACCUGCCGCUCAACUCGGAGUUUCCCAUUGGUCGCGCCUCCAGCAAUCUCUCCAAGAGGGGUCUCAUGGCUGCACCUCACAACGCUUUCAUCGACAGCCCUGUCAUCUCUCGUCAACACGCCGUCCUCUCAGCCAACUCCGCCAGCGGUGUCCCGGAAGUGUACAUUACCGACAAGGGCUCGAUGCACGGCACCACCCUGAACAGUCAGAGGCUGCCUGCCAACACGCCCACCAAGUUGAAUCAUGGAGAUGUACUGCAGUUCGGCACCGACGUUAACCGCAACGAGGGUACGUCCCCUCGUACGCCCUCUACACUACCCCUUAUCCAAGCUCCUGAGCUGACCCAACCCCGCACAGAGUUCUUUGUAGCCCGCACCUACACCUUCGAGUCUCAACUAUCCCGCCCCUUCUCUCUCGGCUUCACCGUCCCAGACCCUGAAAGCGACGAAGAGGAAGUGGUCGGGCGCCGAGGCAGCCAGAUCGAUCCAUUCGUCAUCGACGACUCCGACGGGGCUGACGACCAGUCCGACCAAGGCGACCACGAGGAUGUCACUAUGAUGAUGGAACAAGUUCUGCAUCAAGACGAGCCUGUCCACGCUUUCAGUCCCGCUCAGGAAGAGCACCCAGAGUCAGCCAUGCGUACCACCCUUGUCAACGAAGACUACGAUGAGGAGGACAAAGAAGAUGCGCGUCUUAUUGUCGACUUCACUUCGCGCCGCGAUGAUUCGCUUGUGCCUGCCAGCCCCAGUGCCUCCAUUGAUGGGGAAGAUGACGAUGCUAUCGGCACCGACUCCGACAGCGAGGCUGGGAGCAUUGGUAGCUCAGAGAUCAUGUCCGACUCUGAGCCAGAGAUCCAGGAUUCCGAGGACGAGGAGUUCGACGAGACUGACCAUAACAAGCCCACCACAUCUUCAUCCAACAAAGAAAACCAGUCGUCCGCUAGUAACACGGUACUUCCCUCGGUCCAGUGUUCCAUGCAAAACCCGUCUACUCUUUCACUCCGGGAUGUCUACAUGCUAGACGAUGUAGCCAAUAGUCAAGCCUCGUUGCCUCGUAUCCACAUGUUUGGUAUGCAGGGUUCUGACAACAACCCAAUGUCGAGCAGCAACGUGUAUGCGGAGAGCGCACCUCCACCUCUGCCGCCACGUCCCUCGGCGUCUAGGGUAGCACCUUGGUGCAACCCAACCUACCCCUCGUUUGCGUCGCAAAACGAUAUCCAGGACUGGUACUCCGACGACAUGUCGCAGCAGAACUAUCUGGGCACAAACUUUGGUGAUCGACCUUCCUUGUUUAGCCCGGCACCUCCUCCUCCAGCACAAGAGUCCGUUGACGCUCGUGCUCCCAUGUAUCACUUCGGCAACCGUCCUAGCCAGUCCUUCUCAGCCAACCGGCUUCAGACACCUCCGCCAAUGCCCGCGUCAGACGUCGAGACCUCCACACCGCUACAGCCAGGUCGUCGGACCAAGGUCUCUAUUGAAGAGAUAGUUGAGGAGCAGCCACCUACGCCCGAAUCUGUGAACAACAUGAAGCGCAAGGCUGACGUACUCGAGGCAGAGGAGCCAGCAGCAGCAAUGAAUGAAACACAACAAGUCGUCAUUGGUGCUGAGAAUGCAACCUCAGAAUCGGUAGUUGCUGUUCCGACCUCCGAUGCUGCUGCCAUCCAGACGGCUGCAAUCAUUGCCCAGCGUCCUAAGAAGACUCCUCGCUCUAUUCUCAGCAAGGUGCUCGAUAAGGCUACCUACCCUUUGCUGGGCGCCACUGGUGCAGUCGUUUCCUUUGCUCUUCUUUCAACUCUUCCUGAUACCUUCUUUGCUUGA
Messenger RNA from Alternaria atra, 1887 nucleotides. RefSeq lists its product as uncharacterized. The coding region runs from base 1 to 1887 and encodes 628 amino acids. Gene Ontology annotation, cellular component: cytoplasm. Gene Ontology annotation, molecular function: protein binding. The transcript has 2 exons. Lineage: Eukaryota; Fungi; Ascomycota; Dothideomycetes; Pleosporales; Pleosporaceae. The record is from RefSeq and is a predicted model, not a curated record.